AUGAAAGGUAAAUCGGGACUGACCAGAUUUCAUGAUUGUUUUAUUCUACGUAAUGGUAAAAUAAUAAAAGAUGAUCUUUGGAUACGAGAUGGAAAGAUUAUUAACCCCGAAGAACUAUUCUAUGUAGAACAAGUUGAGGCAGAUGUAACGGUAAACUGUGAAAAUUUACUUAUAGCUCCUGGACUAAUAGAUAUUCAAAAUAAUGGUGGAUGGGGUGUAGAUUUCUCAUAUGAUAUAGAAAAUAUUGAGGAUGGAGUACAGAAGGUAGCAAAAGAACUGUUAGCUCAUGGUGUGACCUCAUUCUGCCCUACUAUGGUAACAUCAGAAAAGGAUAAAUAUUCUAAAAUUUUACCCAGAAUACAGAAAAAGCAAGGAGGCAAAACUGGAGCAACUAUUUUGGGUGUUCAUCUUGAGGGGCCAUUUAUAUGUUUGGCUAAAAAAGGAGCCCAUGCUGAUGAAUACAUUAAAAAUCCUGAUAAGGGCUUAGAAUCAAUCCGUGAAGUAUAUGGAUCUUUAGAUAAUGUUAUAAUAAUAACCUUAGCACCAGAGCUACCUGGUGCUUUGGAAGCAAUUAAAGAUUUAACGAAGCUUGGUAUAAAAGUGGCCUUAGGUCAUUCUUCAGCAAGCCUUGCUCAGGGUGAAGAAGCUGUUAAAAGUGGUGCAAAUUUAAUUACACAUCUUUUUAAUGCUAUGUUACCAUUUCACCACAGAGACCCUGGCUUGGUAGGUUUAUUAGCUUCCACAACUGAAAGACAAGUGUACUAUGGACUCAUAUCCGAUGGAAUACACACUCAUCCUGCUGCUCUUAGAAUAGCCUGUAGAACAAAUCCUGAAGGUUUAAUACUCGUGAGUGAUUCAGUCGCAGCGCAAGGUCUAGCGGAUGGGAAUUACCGGAUUGGGCCACAGGCAAUUAAUAUGGAAAACGGUCGGGCUUACAUAGCUGGUACCAAAGUACUAUGCGGGAGCACCAGCGCUCUCAACCAAUGUGUUAAAAUUUUCAAAGAAGCCACUGAUUGCUCAUUAGAAUAUGCCUUAGAAACUGCAUCUCUACAUCCAGCCAAAGCUUUGGGAAUAGAGCAUGUGAAAGGAAAUUUAAAUUUUGGAUCUGACGCCGAUUUUGUCAUUAUGCAACCUACAACAUUAGAUGUUGUAUCUACUUGGAUCGCAGUCAACAUCAUGACACAGGGUGUACUGAAGUCAUUAUCUAACACUGCUGUUGCGUUGAGAAGUAUAACUGAUGCAAUUGUAUUAGGUUUAGAAACAUUAGAAACAGCCUGGACCGGAGUGAACGGGAAAAGUGACGCCGAAUUAGAAAGGACGAUGUCUAACGAUAUUUCUUGCGAUUAUAGACAA
Messenger RNA from Brenthis ino (lesser marbled fritillary), 1353 nucleotides. NCBI's taxonomy places the organism in Eukaryota, Metazoa, Arthropoda, Insecta, Lepidoptera, Nymphalidae. The record is from the annotation of a GenBank genome assembly.